AUGGGUUCCAAGAAACUGAGCAAAAAAAAUGAGUCGGUAAGUGUGAAAAAUGGGCCUCCAACGCUUUCAGAAAAGGUGAAGAAAGUUGGUAAAACGAAACAAGAAGAGUUGAGCACUAGUGGUAGUGAAAGUGAAGAUGAGGACGAGAAACGGUCGCGUAAAAGACAGAAAUCGGUCAAGGGAAAGAAGGGUGUGAAGCGGCAAAAAUCUGGGAAGAAAUCGGCGGAAGAGUCGAGUUCUUCGAGUUCUUCAAGCUCUUCGAGUUCUUCAAGCUCCUCGAGUUCUUCAAGCUCCUCGAGCUCAUCGAGCUCCUCAUCUAGCUCGUCCUCUAGCUCCUCGUCUUCGGACAGUGAAUCGAGCUCUUCAUCUUCCGACAGUGACUCGAGCUCUUCUUCAUCUUCAUCUUCAUCGUCAUCCUCGUCAUCUUCAUCUUCAUCUUCAUCAUCUAGCUCUUCAAGUUCUUCCGACGGUGAUUCAGAUUCGUCUAGCUCUUCGGAUUCCGACUCUUCGAGCUCUUCAGACAGUGAUUCAAGCUCUUCAAGUGAUUCAAGCUCUUCAAGCUCGUCCUCUGACAGUGAUUCGAGCUCCUCCAGCUCCUCUAGCUCUUCCGGCUCUUCAGGCUCGUCGGAUAGUGACUCAUCAAGCUCGUCUUCUGAAAAUGAUAGCUCCGAUGGAGAAUCUUCGUCUUCUAGUUCAUCUUCGAGCUCCUCCUCCUCCUCAUCAUCAUCAUCAUCUUCUGACAGUGAAUCCUCUGACGAUGAGUCAUCCUCGUCUUCAUCUGCUUCAUCCGACGCUAAAGGUUCUGCCUCCAAGGAAGUCCUCGGACAAUCAAGUUCGUCUUCUAAGACAGCAUCUCCAGACACUCCAGCUCCCAAUCCUGCUCACAUCUCAGCGGGUGACGAUGAAUUGAAGCCCGGUGAACGCAAGCAUUUCUCCAGAAUCGAGAGAUCAAAAAUCAGUUUCGAAGACAGCGCUCUUACUGACAACACUUACAAAGGUGCUGCCGGUACGUGGGGCGAGAUGGCCAACGACAAAUUAGGCAGAGUAAGAGGCAAAGACUUUACCAAAAACAAGAACAAAAUGAAGAGAGGCUCUUACAGGGGAGGUAGCAUCACCAUGUCCACCGGUUCUUACAAAUUCACUGAUUAG
Molecule: messenger RNA, 1149 nt
Organism: Lachancea lanzarotensis
Lineage: Eukaryota; Fungi; Ascomycota; Saccharomycetes; Saccharomycetales; Saccharomycetaceae
Gene: SRP40
Product: LALA0S09e04390g1_1
Exons: 1
Coding region: 1-1149 (382 amino acids)
Source: RefSeq, a predicted model, not a curated record